This is a messenger RNA of Enterobius vermicularis (human pinworm), 594 nucleotides long. Lineage: Eukaryota; Metazoa; Nematoda; Chromadorea; Rhabditida; Oxyuridae. The record is from the annotation of a GenBank genome assembly.
AUGAGCAGUUCAGAGGAAGUUUCGUGGAUAACUUGGUUUUGUGGUCUUCGUGGUAAUGAAUUCUUUUGUGAGGUGGACGAAGAGUACAUACAAGACAAAUUCAAUUUAACCGGACUCAACGAACAGGUCCCUCAUUAUAGACAGGCGUUAGAUAUGAUUCUUGAUCUUGAGCCAGAUGAUGAUUUCGAAGAAAAUCCGAAUCAGUCUGAUCUAGUUGAGCAAGCGGCAGAAAUGUUAUAUGGGCUUAUCCACGCUCGGUAUAUCCUGACAAAUCGCGGGAUCCAACAGAUGCUUGAAAAGUGGCGUGAAGGUGAUUUUGGAGUUUGCCCACGGGUUUACUGUGAAAAUCAGCCAAUGCUUCCAAUAGGCCUCUCUGAUAUUCCUGGUGAGUCAAUGGUUAAAUUAUAUUGCCCACGUUGCUGUGAUGUUUACGUACCAAAGUCGUCCAAACAUCAGAAUACUGAUGGCUCCUAUUUUGGCACCGGUUUCCCUCACAUGUUGUUUUUCGUGCAUCCCGAGGAACGUCCAAUCCGCCCUCCCGCUAAAUUUGUACCUAGGUCUUUAAUUAAACCAUUUUCUUUUUUUGAUUUGUAG